AUGAGUUGUUGCACAAGAAAUAGCGUUAGAGUGGAAAACCCUAAGAAGCCCAUAUAUGAAAAGCUAAAAAGCAAAAAGACCGAUUUAAAUAAUUCAGAGGAAGAUUUUGGUGAAAUAACUACAGUCACAUUACUUAAUGGUUCUAUCUACAAGGGAACAUUGAAAGAUAACAAGCUGCAUGGUAAAGGCACAGUAAAUUUCAACGAUGGUAGUGUUUAUGAAGGAGAAUUUAAAUAUGGGAAAAAAGAAGGAAAAGGGAAAUGGAGUGAUGGGAAUGGGAAUUCCUAUGAAGGAGAAUGGCUAGAUGAUAAAAGACAUGGUAAUGGUAUAUAUAAAACAAAAGAUGGAUUUAUUUUUGAUGGUUGUUUUAAAGAAAAUAAAAGACAUGGGAAAGCUACUAUAACUACACCAGAUGAAACAAAAUAUAUUUGUAAUUUUGAAAAUGAUCAAGAAAUAGGUGAUGUAGAAUUUUUCUUUGCUAACGGUGAUCAUGCAUAUGGUUCAAUUAAAGAUGGUACCCUAGAUAAUUAUGGUAGAUAUGAAUUUAGUAAUGGAGAUAUAUAUGUAGGAAAUUUUAAAAAUGGUUUAUUUCAUGGUAAAGGAUAUUAUAAAUGGAAUUAUGGAGAAGAUUAUAAAGUUUAUGAAGGUAAUUAUUUUAAAGGUAAAAGAAAUGGUACAGGACAAAUUAUUCAUUCAGAUGGUCGUAUAUUUUAUGGAGCAUUUAAAGAUGAUAAUAUGGAUGGAGAAAUUCUUGAAAUUAGUCCACAAGGAAUACAAACAAAGCUUCUAUAUGAAAAUGGAAAAUAUAUAAGGAUCCUAGAUAAAAUUGAUGAGAUAUAUGAUAUAAAAGAAAUAAUAGAAGAAUCAUCCAUUAACACUUCUAUUUUUACUGACCCUUAUAUUUAUAAACAGAUGUAUGAAAUUGAGAAAAAGAAAAAGGCAAAAAUUCGAAUUAAUCUUAAAAAAUAA
This is a messenger RNA of Plasmodium adleri (nom. inval.), 969 nucleotides long. Its product is annotated as conserved Plasmodium protein, unknown function. Gene Ontology annotation, cellular component: cytosol. The record is from RefSeq and is a predicted model, not a curated record. Bases 1 to 969 code for a protein of 322 amino acids. Lineage: Eukaryota; Apicomplexa; Aconoidasida; Haemosporida; Plasmodiidae. The transcript is spliced from 4 exons.